Aspergillus wentii DTO 134E9 is the source of this 1239-nucleotide messenger RNA. RefSeq lists its product as uncharacterized. Bases 322 to 1065 code for a protein of 247 amino acids. The record is from RefSeq and is a predicted model, not a curated record. The transcript has a single exon. Lineage: Eukaryota; Fungi; Ascomycota; Eurotiomycetes; Eurotiales; Aspergillaceae.
UGCCGAUUCCAAGUCGCGUGAUCCCGUGUCACCACGCGAUCGCCCAACACCGCGAGAAAUCCCCAGCCCGCAUCGCGACCGCGAGGCUGGGAAUUCUCCAGUUACGUCGUUUCUGCUUUAGUCUUAUAAAGAGUCUACUUCAUCUGGGGAAUACAGGUGCUUGUUCUCCAUCUGUCCAUCUUAUCUCUAUUUCCCCAUUAAUUUAUCAUCGUACUAUCUGGUUAAUUUUCCACGAAAUUCAAUUUAUACUACUCCGUACGCGUCGACGCCACCGCAUCCGCCAUCCGGAACCAAGAAUUGAUCCAGCCCAUUCCUACCACCAUGUUUGCUACACUCUCUCCAGUCGCAAUCCAACAACCCCUCCACGCUCGAUCCCAUUACGCCCCCGCUCGUUCAUCACCUCUAGCUCCAACAUCCACCCUCCCAAUGUUCUCCCUCCCUCAGUCGGGAACUUAUUUCCCAUCUUUCGCGUCUCCCGCCCAGAACACCUUCCCCCAAGAUAACGCCGCCACAACCACAUCUUCACCAUCAUUAUCCUCUCGCUCCAAGACCUCCCCGACCUACGCACAGCGUUACGCAUCUACCGUCUCAAACCCCCUCAAGAACAACAACGUGCAGCGAUCAUACACCACCUCGUCGUCUCCGUUGGCGCGGGAGAAGAGACGCGAAGCCUUCCUGAACCGAGUCAAGCAGGAUCGCGAUAAUGGCCGUUUUGAGAAUCGCGGAGAGCAGCUCAUGCUGAUGGAGCAUGUCGCGGAGCAGAAGAAGUGGGGGGAGUCAAUGCGGAAAAGGGCGGAUGGAAUCAUGAGCGGGUUUGAUGAGCAUUUGUUGGAUGAGGAGGUUGCAGAUGCAGAUGCUCAGGCUUUGGAUGAGUAUAUCUCUGAAGAACAGGCGAUGGAGAUGGCAUUGUUUGAGAAUAUGCAGCGGGAUCAGCCGCAGUCGAUGUUCGGACAAGGUCAACAGCGGACAGAUGGCUCGUCUUUCAGCGACGAAGAGUAUGACGAUAUCUUCAUGGACUUGGCCGAUCCCGUCCCUCAAGACCAGAGCAUGGAUAUGAGUGGUUGAUCGGAAUCGGAAUCUACACAUACGAUAUGGCAUUGCAUAGCAGGCGUUUUGAUGGAUAUGGCGUUCACUUGGGCUGGUCCUUGGCAAAGCCAUGUGUCCAUUGGUAAAUAAGGGUAUCGAUUGAUAUAUGUACAGAGUGUGCCAACAUGUAUGGGGCAUCCAGAAUAGAUCACC